Messenger RNA from Oryzias latipes (Japanese medaka), 3931 nucleotides. It is a transcript of the gene cyth2, whose product is annotated as cytohesin 2. Lineage: Eukaryota; Metazoa; Chordata; Actinopteri; Beloniformes; Adrianichthyidae. Gene Ontology annotation, molecular function: guanyl-nucleotide exchange factor activity. The record is from RefSeq and is a predicted model, not a curated record. Gene Ontology annotation, biological process: regulation of ARF protein signal transduction.
GUUACCACUUCCGGCGUUACCACCUUCUUUGUCUACGGCCCAGGAUUUCGCUACCAGUGGUUGUUCAGUUUUCCUUUGAUUUGAGAAUAUAUUACUUUAUACAUCCCAAUUUUUUUUACAUUUAUGACACUCGACUCUGAUUUAUUUAUGCCUAAAAGUAAAGCGCCAAAAAUGGAUGACCUGGACUACAUCCCAGUAGACUUGAGCCCAGAGGAGCGCUCUGAGCUGGAGGACAUCCGCAGGAGGAAGGGCAUCCUGCUGCAAGAGAUCCAGAGGCUCAGGGAAGAAUUAAGAGAAGCAAUCUUAGAAGUAGAAGGUCUGGAGACUAGCACAGAGGGCAGUAAAACACUACAGAAAAGUCGGCAUGUAGCAAUGGGACGCAAGAAAUUCAAUAUGGACCCAAAAAAGGGCAUCCUGUUCUUGGUGGAGAACGAGCUGGUCAGACACACGGCAGAGGACAUCGCUCAGUUCCUGUACAAGGGAGAAGGCCUCAACAAGACUGCCAUAGGAGAUUACCUGGGGGAGAGAGAUGAUUUCAAUAUCAAAGUUCUUCAAGCUUUUGUUGACCUCCAUGAGUUUACUGACCUCAACCUGGUGCAAGCCCUCAGACAGUUUCUCUGGAGUUUCCGUUUGCCUGGUGAGGCGCAAAAGAUUGACAGAAUGAUGGAGGCCUUCGCUCAGAGAUACUGUCAUUGCAACGCCGGCGUCUUCCAAAGUACAGACACGUGUUAUGUUCUGUCCUUUGCCAUAAUCAUGCUGAAUACAAGCCUCCAUAACCCCAACGUGAGGGACAAACCUGGACUGGACCGCUUCAUCUCAAUGAACCGAGGCAUCAACGAGGGGGGGGACUUGCCGGAGGACCUGCUCCGAAAUCUGUAUGAAAGUAUUAAAAACGAGCCCUUCAAGAUCCCCGAGGACGACGGCAACGAUCUGACACACACCUUCUUCAACCCUGACAGAGAGGGUUGGCUUCUCAAACUGGGGGGGCGUGUAAAAACCUGGAAGCGCCGAUGGUUCAUCCUCACAGAUAACUGCCUUUAUUACUUUGAAUACACCACAGAUAAGGAGCCCCGAGGUAUCAUUCCUUUGGAAAACCUUAGCAUCCGUGAGGUAGAAGACCCAAGAAAGCCUAACUGCUUUGAGCUGUACAUCCCCAACAAUCGCGGCCAGCUGAUUAAGGCCUGUAAGACAGAAGCAGACGGGCGAGUGGUGGAAGGAAACCACAUGGUGUACCGCAUCUCUGCACCCACACCGGAGGAAAAGGAUGAGUGGAUCCACAGCAUCAAAUCUGCUGUUAGUGUGGAUCCCUUCUACGAAAUGCUUGCGGCCAGGAAGAAGCGUAUAUCUCUCAAGAAGAAGGAGGAGCAGCCGUAGAACGCUGGAUCCACUCACUCCUUGCUCUUCCUCCAUCCCUUCUUUAUAGAACCCGAUGGUGACUUUUGGUAACUCUUAUUCCUCCUCAAACACCUUUUCUUCCACCCAGAAGGAAUGAUUAUCCUGUCUGCAAGACUUUGAAAAAGCCACAACCAAAGUGAGCAGUUCACUUACUGUGGCUACCACUCAUGCUGCUGCUGGUACAAAUCCCCUUCAACAACUGACUGCACCAGAAAAUCCCUUCUGUCUUCUUCUCUUCUGGACAGUGAGCCAUCUUAGGUCAUUUAUUCACACAAUUGCUGAAAUCUGUUUAGGACACUCGUUAGUAGUUUGAAGGAUUUGAAAAAGGUAAUUUGUUUUUGACAAAUUUGACCCGCUGACGUACUUCUGUCAUUAAGGUGUAUAUAACCUAGAAAAAAUUAAGCAAACUAAAGUCAAAUUGUUGGUUUAAGUGGAUUUUGCCUGGGUAGUAACAGGGAGUUCCUAUGUUUUUUGGGGCUGUUUAGCUUGUACAGUGUUUUAUUGGAGGAAUUGGUGUUGACAAAAAGCACAGAAAAACAUUUUAUAUCACAUUUCUGCAUUACUUUGAGUCUAAGUUUGAUUAGGGAAGAUUGAUCUUCGCGAGAAACUCUGGUGCAUCCGAAACAAAAUGUGAAUUAAGAAACACUACGAGUCACUUUGGGUUAAGGUAACCUGACUUCAAUAAAGUCAGAUUUGAUCACAGCUUUCUGAAAUACUCUACAUGGCACAUCCAUAAUUGUGAACUGAAGCAUUAAAAAGAAGAUUUGAACAUUUAUCUUUGCAGUAAAGUCUCAGAAGAGUCUGUGGAGGUGGCAGCUUCUUUCAGCUCUUCGUAUUUAUUGUAGCAUCUUUCUCUCAACGUGAGCAAUAGCAGAGCUGGGGCAUUGUAUUAUGAAGGCUUGUUAAACUUUCUAUUCUAUACUGAGCAGUGAUCUUCAAAGCAUGCUGCACAUCCGCUCCAUCUUUCUCAUCCCUCCAUCACAGAUAACCAACAUCCCAUCCCCACUAAUACAUGUCCAGACCAGAUCCGUGCUCCACUGAGUGUAUUAAAGCACAACGGCAGCUCAUUUCAUUGUACACUUUAUUUGUAAAUAGAGGUUAGCACAUUUGUUUACAAAACUCAUAGAAAUGAUUUAAUUUAUUUAUCUUUUGUUGAGAUCAAAAUUUUGUAUUACUGCAUGUUGACAUAUAGAGGUGUGGAUCUUCAUUACUAAUGCAUCUUUGACCAUGUCGUUGCACUAAUGGGACGGUUUUAGUGUUUCAUUUGGAAUUAGUAAAGAAUGCGUAGGAUAAUGAAGUUCAGUGAAUGAUUUUUGGUACGUGAUUUUGGAAAAAGCAAAGGUGCAUUUGUAGUGCAAAAAAAGGAGGUGUACUUUUUUCUGCAUUUGUAGUGCCAUUCCCCCCUUUUUUGUCGGUGUUUUUUCCAGACUCAUGAAAGCACAGGCAGAGACCAGCUUUCAUCCUUAGUGUCAGCUGGCGUUAGAAGAAUCAGCUUGCAAGCUAAAAUUCCCUUUUUAUAGCACAUGUACAGACGUAUAAACGGUUAAAACGAACACAAAAACAUUCAGCAGUAACAAGUUAAGUAUAAUCCAAUAAUAGAUUGAAACACAGUUUAAAUGUGUCUCGUAAAUUAGCAUCUUUGACUGUAGAUUAAAAAACUGCACUUUAUCAUGUGAAGCAUUUUGGAAAAAUACAGUUAUUGUAUGGCUGCGGUGGCUCCCUCUGCUGGUAGUCCCUUGUGCUGCAAUUUACUUAAAGAACCACAGCGGCUUCAUCCAGUCACUUCCAGUUAUGACAACUUACCAUGCCAGUUUCAUGUUCUGUCUGUGCCAAAUUAUUCUGCAAAUACACACAAACUGUGUUGCUUUUGUGUCUUUCUGAAGAUAAGUCACUCACUUUUAACUCUGAACCCAUGUUUAAAAUGCUGCCUUUAAUACAGUACAGACCAAAGGUUUGGACAAACUUUUGGUCUGUACUGGAUGUGCAAACUGAUAAAAGCCUGACUUUAAACUUGACUGUUUGUUCUUCCCUGGGAACAGCCGUUACUUUCUGUCUAUUUUCGAAGGGAAAAGUUGCCAAAAUGAUGACGGCAAUGAUCAGGUCAAAGGCACGAAUGAACACUAAGAUGAUCCCCAAAAAAUCUGAUGUAUUUGUUCCUGAUAGAUCUCACUACAAAGCAGUCUGUUUUUAUGGAAGGUUUUUUUUUUGUAUUUAUUUAUUUUUGUUUACUGUGAAGUGAUACAUCAUUUGUACAUGUAUCCAAAGGAAAACCAUGACAUUGAUGCCAGUAAACUGUGUGACAAUAAAAGGUAAAGAGAGAAAGUUUGUUGGAAUGUUUCUUUUUUACUCUAGAUUUUGUUUUGUGGCUCUAAAAUAUUAGUUUCUUUUGUAUUUGAUUAUUCUUUCAUUUUUUAAGCUUCAAUGUGAAUUAGUAACUUGUAUUGUUGUGAUUGAGAACCACACCUAUUAUUUCUGAGGAAAUAAUACUUGUGAGCAUGUAAACAAAUGAAUAAAAUACAGGAAUGCCUUAAACAGA